GAAGAUUUAAAUUUGCCUGACUAAAGACUGGAGCGACUGGAGAACUUUCGUAUUCACAAGCUGCCCAAAUGAACGUUACAACUCUUUCAGCUCUUGUCAGCAAUGGAACUGCUCCAUCUGAUAAUGGUUUUUAUCUGAUUGCUUUUGAUACGUUGGGUAACAAGAACUAUCUGAUAUUAGCAUUGGUGAUUAUCUACUUGAUCACUCUGUUCUGUAAUCUUGUACUGCUUGUGAUGGUCUUCAUGAACCCCAGUCUACAGAAUCCCAAGUUUCUUGCUGUUUGUAAUCUUGCGGUGGUGGAUAUUUCUAUAAGCAGUGUUAUCGUUCCACAGAUGGUCCCUGUGUUUGUGUUUAAUCUCAAUCACAUUUCUUUUGGAACUUGUUUCUCUCAGAUGUUCUUCAUGCACUUUUUCAGUGAUAUGGAGUCUUUCUCAUUGGCUCUCUUGGCUUACGAUCGAUUGGUGGCUAUCUGCUUUCCUCUACGCUACCCCUAUAUCAACACUAAUUUCAGGAUGAGCUUCAUUAUUGGUGGUCUUUGGUUUCUGGUGUUUUUGCUUGAGAUUUUUCCAGUAACUCUGGCCAGUAAUCUUCUGUACUGUAGAUCCAGAGUGGUUCAGAGCUGUUGUUGUGAACAUGGCCCAGUUUAUGUUCUAGCUUGUGGAGAUACUUCGCUUAACAAGCAACUGGUAACUGCGAAGUCCCUGGUGGUCUUACUCGCCCCCCUGACUUUCAUCGUUCUAUCGUACAUCAUUGUCGUUUUCGCAGUGUUACGAAUCGCAUCCGUGGCUCAACGCUGGAAAGCUUUCAACACCUGCGUCACUCACCUGGCCCUGGUCUUCAUUUACUACCUGCCUGUGAUUAUGGCUUAUAUCCUGGGGAAUCUAAAAUUAAUUCAAUCUAAAGAUCUUUACACAGCUGUUCUGACGGUGUGCGUCACCCUUCCACCCAUGCUGAACCCCAUCAUCUACAGCUUAAAGACCGAGGAACUGAGAGAAAAGCUGAUUAAAUUUAUUAACCCAUCCAAAAUUUCACCACAGUCUCAAAAACAAGAGAAAGAAUCGACAGGAACUUAGAAAUUUACAGGAAUCUUCACAUUCUUUACAAAAGUGAAGCAAGAAAUUGGUAUUGCAUUGUUGCAUUGAUUUUUUGGUAGCACUUUCUAUGAAUGUCAUCUCUAUAAGACUCUAUAAACGUAUUCAUAACACAUUAUAAUGCAUUCACAAGGCAUUAUAAACAUGGCCAUACAUAUUUAUAAAACUCUAUAAUUCAGCAUAGCCAUGUUUAUUAUGCAUCAUGAACUGUGAUUAUAAUGCAUUAAUAGCUGUGUUUAUAACAUGUUAUACGUUAAAACCAACGUUAAUACCCAGCUUGUGGACUUGUAUCAUGACUAAAACAGCUUCCAACUUAAAUAAACACACCCUCAGUAAUGUUAUAAAUAUGUUUUAAGCAUAUUAAUAUGAAUAUAAUAUUAGUUAUAGUCAAUUAUAAUGUAUUAUAACAGGUCUUUGUGAGCUCUAAGUAAAGUGACAUACUUUUUCAUUGCAGGACUGGAUUAUUAACUAUUUUAGCAUGUAUAUCAUAAGCAUAGCUUAUAAUGUAUUAUAAUCACAAGUCAUAAUUCUUAAUAAACAUGGCUAUAGUGGGUUAUGCAUUUUUAUAAAUAUUUAUAGCCAUGUUUAUAAUGCCUUAUGAAUACAUUAUAAUAUAUUAUGAAUGUAGUUAUAGAGUCUAAUAAAGAUGACAUUCAUAGAAAGUGUUACCGAUUUUUUUUCUACUGAACCAUUGUAUAGAAAUGAUAAAAUAUCCAUUGAGAUGCUGGAAUAUUUUAAUUUUUAUGUAAAUGUGUAUAGAUUUUGAUGCACUUGGAAGUUAUUUCGGUAAAACUUUCAAUGAAUGUCAUCUCUCUAUACAAGCCUAGAUUCUCAUAACUGAGCUGUGGAUCUCUGCAGCUCCUCCAGAGUGACCAUGAGCUCAUUGGCUGCUUCUCUUACUAGUGCUCUUCUUGCUUGAUCUUUCAGUUCGGGUGGAGCAUGGCCAUGUCUAGGUAGGUUUGUAGUCAUAGAAUACAAUAUAGAUUUUUUUUUUUUUCAUUUUUGGAUGAUGGAAUGCCUUAUAAUGCUUUAUGAAUGCAUUAUAAUAUGAAUAAUUAUGAAUGUGGUUAUAUAUAUUUCUAUGAAUGUCAUCUCUAGUAAACUCUAUAACCACAUUCAUAGCAUAUUAUCAUGCAUUGCUAAGCAAUAAGAAAUAAGGAAGAAAAUUGGAAAAUAAUAUUAAAAAAAUAAUAUAAUUGUCAGAUCCAGUCUUUAAUUUAGUUUUUAGAUCAAGUAGAGGACAAAUCUGACUAAAUAUGACUGAAGUGAAUUUUAUUGAAUAAAAAAUUCAAAAAAACAUUUGUUGCACUAAGUUUUGCUUUUAUAACAGUGAGAAUUUCUCAGACAUUAACUUCCUAAUAAUAACAAACAGUAUUCUUCACCAAUCCAGCUACAACUGUCUCUUAUUGCUGUUGCCAGAUCUUAUUUGCAUGUUGGAUCCUCAUCAUAUGUUUAACGUGCAUUAUUUUUCUCU
This is a messenger RNA of Astyanax mexicanus (Mexican tetra), 2565 nucleotides long. RefSeq names its product olfactory receptor 52K2-like. Gene Ontology annotation, cellular component: membrane. Bases 69 to 1073 code for a protein of 334 amino acids. The transcript is spliced from 2 exons. Lineage: Eukaryota; Metazoa; Chordata; Actinopteri; Characiformes; Acestrorhamphidae. The record is from RefSeq and is a predicted model, not a curated record. Gene Ontology annotation, biological process: G protein-coupled receptor signaling pathway. Gene Ontology annotation, molecular function: G protein-coupled receptor activity; olfactory receptor activity.